GGAUUGAGUCAUUUCGCUGCUUCACCAAAGCAAGCCUUUCCGACUCGCCCUGGACAGUUCAAACUGGCAAACUGAAACUUUCCUCAGUUCCAACGCCAUGCACUUUGACUGGCUAUGCAUUUCUCCAAAACAUAUGCGCAGCUACUCCUCACGUUACCUCCAGAAUUGCGGGAUAACGCUAUAGAAUAUCGCCAGCUAAAGAAGCUCAUCAACCAAGUUGUGAAUGAACUCUCCUCUUUGGGUCUGAGUCCAUCUGUUCUUCAGCAGCUGCUCGAGCACCGAGAAACCGCCAGAAUCGGAAACCUCGACGACGUCGAGCUUGAUAGUCACACGACCAGCGACAACACCCAUAAUAUAUUUCAACCGCUUCACCCUCACGUUGUAUACGAAUUUGCGACCACGUCGACUUUUCUUGAGCCUCGUUUGCGCCUGUCCAUUAAACAUCCAUCAUCUGAUCUGCACACUGAAACAGAAGUGGCAUGUCCCCCUAACGUGCUCACAACGGGUACAGCGCAAAACGGGCUGCUCGCAGACCUGCCAAGCGCAGUAUCUAACAGGAUUCUUCUGGCGCUCUCUCGUCAAUUUCCCCUGGAGUCACUCGAACAGCCUAAUGGCUCCGAACUUACGCUGGACUCUUUGACGAAUUCGUCACAAAACACCCAUGAGCUUGUGAUACCCCUUAUAUCAGACACAGCAUUCUUUCGUCUUCUCACUACAGCCCUGCAAUCGCUCUCCACUCACCUUGUCACCGUUCAUUCCGAUUUCACAACUACGCUACAGUCGCUCUCGCUAUCAAUCUCCCAUGCCGCACGUCCCACAUCGUCGACUUCUUCCUUCCAUCCCCACUCUCCUGUAUCUAAUAAUACCUACAUUUAUCCGAGUUCCAUUAUCACACCAGGCGUCAAAUCGGACCUAUAUUCGUGGCGCGAGAUCUUUCAACUUUAUGUUGAAGCCGAGGUAUUUGAGGGAAUUGGAGAGAUAAAUAGAGGCGAGCGAACUGUCGAAGAGUCAGAAAAGCGACUGCGCCUAUUUUCUGAACGUGUAUCCCAGAGAGGUCUUGACAGUAAACAAAAGUUGAAGCUGAAACAAAGUCGAGAUGCGUUGGGAACAUUCCUCAAACUUAACUUCUUCAUCCUGGACUUGAAAAAGUUUCAGCUCGCGAAUGCCGAAGCGACUCGCAAAAUACUGAAGAAGCACACGAAACGUACGGCGUUACCAUUACCUGCGUUCGCAUCAAAUUUAGCAAGAUGGAAUGGUCCACUUCCACCAGCUGAACACACGCCAUCUAUUUCUGACCUUGCCCUGAUUCCGACAACUUCCACUUCGCUACCACGCCUAUUUGUUCAAGCCAUCGGGGAGACUCUUUUGCCUAUAGUCCCACACAUCGAUGAUUAUGCCUGUCUGAUCUGCACGAGCAUUGCGUUCAAGCCCAUACGCCUUGCAUGUGGCCAUCUCUUUUGCGUUAGGUGCCUCGUCAAGCUUCAGAAGAGGGGCAAGGCAAACUGCCCAAUGUGUCGCGCACCGACUGUGUUAACCGCGAAUCGCUCAAAUGUCGAUUGGGCUUUGAUAAACUUCAUGGAAGAUUGGUUCCCCGUCGAAUCCAAAGCAAAGCUAAAGCAGAAUGAACGUGAGGCGGCCGAAGAAGAGUUCGAGGAGCUCGGAUUACGCAUGCAGUCUUGUAUGGUGAUGUGAGUGCCUCAGAUGUCAUGGUUGAUAUAUUUGGAAUGGCUUGUCUCCGGCUGUUCUCAAGAAAUUUGUGGGUGUCUGGUGAAUUUUAUAAUGCUUAUUAUUAUUGGAAGACUUAUGCUAUGGCAUUGCAUUGCGCUUUACCACCCAGUGCCUCUUUUCUUGCCCGCCUUGUUCGUAUUUAUCUCGGUAUAUACCAAGGGAUGGAUUCUAUAUUUAUAUAUAUAUAAUGUACCUUACGGUAGAUUCUCAAUAUACACGAACAGGAUCAAGUA
Serpula lacrymans var. lacrymans S7.9 is the source of this 1961-nucleotide messenger RNA. RefSeq lists its product as uncharacterized. The transcript is spliced from 6 exons. Lineage: Eukaryota; Fungi; Basidiomycota; Agaricomycetes; Boletales; Serpulaceae. The record is from RefSeq and is a predicted model, not a curated record. The coding region runs from base 115 to 1692 and encodes 525 amino acids.